UGUGUGUGUGUUUGUUUUUUGAGUGCAUGUGUGGGUUUGUGUGUAUAUGUGUGUGUCUGUGUUUGUUUGUGUGUGCAUGUGUGGGUUUGUGUGUGUGUGUGUGUAUGUGUUGUGUGGGUUUGUGUGUAUAUGUGUGUGUCUGUGUUUGUUUGUGUGUGCAUGUGUGGGUUUGUGUGUGUCUGUGUUUGUUUGUGUGUGCAUGUGUGGGUUUGUGUGUAUAUGUGUGUGUUUGUGUGUGGGUUUGUGUGUGUGUUCAAGCGCUGGUCUCAGGUCAGUAGGAUGAGCCUUUUGCGAUGGUGCUGAGGAGAGAGAGAGGAGAACAGUGGAGGAAUGCGAGGGGGGCCGCUAGCCAAUCAGGAACAGGGAGUCAGCCCCGGCGUCCAAUGAGAGAGCGGCAGAGCCCCCCCGCGGUGGGAUACAUAAGGCACCGGGGGAGGGGAGGGAGCAGCGGCACUGCAGAACCGAGCGCGAGCGCGAGGCAGGACCAGACAAAGGGACGACAUCACCACCCAGCUCGGCUGCGGCAGCCCAGACCUAGUCUGAUCCCAGAGAGGAACGGCUCCCUCCCUCCGUCUGCCCGUCCGUCCGUCUGUCCUCCUCCGCUCUUCCUCCUCUCCGCCGUCGCGCUCGCGCCCGCGCCCAACUAGCAACCAUGCCUGAGUGCUGGGAUGGGGAACAUGAUAUCGACACCCCCUAUGGCAUGCUCCACGUAGUCAUCCGGGGGGCACCCAAGGGGAACAAGCCUGCUAUCCUCACCUACCACGAUGUGGGGCUCAACCACAAGCUGUGCUUCAACUCCUUCUUCCAGAAUGAGGACAUGCAGGAGAUCACUAAGCACUUUGUGGUGUGCCAUGUAGAUGCCCCUGGGCAGCAAAUUGGGGCCUCUCAGUUACCCCAGGGGUACCAGUAUCCCACCAUGGAUCAGCUGGCGGGCAUGCUGCCCAGCGUGGUGCAGCACUUUGGAUUUAAGAGCAUUGUGGGAAUUGGAGUUGGGGCUGGUGCCUACAUCCUGGCCAAAUUUGCUCUGAUUUUCCCAGAUCUUGUGGAGGGUCUGGUGCUGUUGAACAUUGAUCCCAAUGGGAAGGGCUGGUUUGAUUGGGCAGCAAGUAAGCUGUCUGGACUCACCAGUGCCCUGCCAGAUACUGUCCUGCCCCACCUCUUCAGCCAGGAGGAGCUGAUGAGCAACACGGAGCUGGUGCAGAGCUACAGGCAGCAGAUCAACAAUAACAUCAACCAGUUCAACCUGCAGCUCUUCUGGAACAUGUACAACAGUCGUCGGGAUCUGGAGAUGAACCGUACUGGUACCGUGCUGAACGCCAAAACCAUCAGGUGCCCUGUCAUGCUGGUUGUUGGUGACAAUGCCCCAGCAGAAGAAGGAGUGGUUGAGUGCAAUUCCAAGCUGGACCCGACUAACACCACCUUCCUGAAAAUGGCGGACUCCGGUGGCCUGCCCCAGCUCACACAGCCCGGAAAACUGACUGAAGCUUUCAAAUACUUCCUCCAGGGAAUGGGCUACAUUGCGUAUGUAAAGGAUCGAAGGUUGAGUGGAGGGCCAGGUACUUCCUGUUUCCUGUAUAACUGCGCGCGCUCCAGGACGGCCUCCCUGACCAGCGCCAGCUCCGUGGAGGGCUCCCGCGGGCGAGCCUGCACCCACUCGGACAGCAGCGAGGGGGUGGGCCAGCUCAACCACACCAUGGAGGUCUCCUGCUGAGCGCGCGCGGACGCACCCACGCGCCGAGGAAGAGGAGGAGGGGGGGCGCCGCCAGCGACCGGGAGAGGGGCCGGCACAACCCCACACCACAGUCUGCCCGGUUUGCCUGGGGGGGGUGGUGGGGGGGUUUCAGGCCUUCCUGCUCUCCCGCUCUCUCUGUCUCUCUCUCUCCCCUCCUCGCUGUCUUUCUUUCUCGCUCUAGCACUUCUGCCUUCCUCUCUCUCUCUUUCUCUCCCUCUCCCUCCUUUCACUCUCUCUCUUUCUCUCCCUCUCCCUCCCUUCUCUCUCUCUCCCUUUCUCUGUAAUUGUACACAGACCUUAUUGUCCCCAGAACUGAUGAAAAUGUUUUUUGAGACGCCAUUUUGGAUACCCUUUCCCCUCUCCCCCCGUAGUUGUGUUCAACGGUAACCCCUCCCAUCUCCCCCCACCCCACCCCACCCCAUGCCUGUUCCCCUGCCUCUGAUGUGUCAGUCAUCUGUUGGAUCACCGAAGGAGAUGUGGAGGGGGGUGGGGCAGGGCUGUGGGGUAGAGAGGUGGAGGGGGAGGGGCGGGGCUAAGGGGCGGGGCUGUUCAGGUGUGCGAAGCUCGCCGGGGGCCGAUGUGCAGCAGGUGUGUUCACAGGUGUUCGUCUUGUGAAGGCAUGCGAGUGAAGGCAUGGUGCGGGUGUAACGGGUGGAGAGGAUGUGGGUGUGGCUCUGUGUGUGUGCGUGGGGGGUGGGGGGGGCGGUGGGUGUGGCACUUACUGGGUGUGUUCGAGGCCUGUUACACGGUGGCAUGUAGCCCCACCCCUGCCCUGGGAUAGGACCGCCCACUCUAACUGGCACCUUCUCACCCAGACACCCUGUGAGGCCAGGAGUGUGGAGUUACCACGGCACCACCAAUGAAAACAUUGCUCUACUUCUCAAGCACAUUAAGGUUCAGUUUGAAGUGGCAAAGUCAUUGUAAGGGCAUAGGGGUACAGUGGUCUUAAGGCUGAUAGAGCCUCACUCUCCACCCAGCAAAACACAGCACUGAUAGAGAGCUGUGUCUCACUGAGCAUGCUCAGAACGGCCGCUGACUGGUCUCUGCACUGAGCAUGCUCAGAACUCCUGCUGCUGACUGGUCACUGCACUGAGCAUGCUCAGAACUGCUGCUGCUGACUGGUCGCUGCACUGAGCAUGCUCAGAACUGCUGCAGUUGAGUGGUCACUGGAAUGAGCAUGCUUAGUUAAGCUUUACAGACAGAAAGCUGUACAUGGGUGAGUUGUUGGUGACCAGAGCACUAGCAGGGAUGGGUUAGAGAUGCAGGUCAGUGUGUUAGGUUCAUGAUGAGAGAGAAAGAGCUUCUUGUGUCAGUCAGUGGUUUUUUCAGUGGUAUUUCAGUGGUUCUUCAGGCUGGAAUUCAGGCCUAAAGACGAGACGAGGGCAACAUAACAUUUACCUCCACGACAUCACGUGACAUAUACCUCCACCCAAGUGCGAGAACAUCCACCUACCUCCACCUGUAGAAGGCUCACCUGCACGCGGCUCCAGCCCCCCCCCGGUUCGCGGUCCGGGUCCAGAGAGAUGCAGUUCUGUUCAGGAUCGGCCCAUGUGGGUCUCCCCUCCGACGACAAUCACGUUCCCUCUCAAACCAAAACCGGGCCCGGGGGGCCGAGGCAGAACGGGCGGGGCCCCGGGGGAGGCGCCGGGCCGGGACCGCGUGGGCGGAGGGGGGGCGGAGCUUUAAACGCGGGGACCCUCCCCCCAGAGCGCCCAGCCCUUAUCAUGACUAUACCAAAGCUACACACACAGACGGUGGCUGGGUACUGUGGGGGGACGCGACCGCAAUGCGCACACUCACACUCACACACACACACACACACACAGACACACACAUGUACACACACACACACACGCACAUACACUCACACACACACACACACACACACACAUAAACACACGCGCACACGCAUACUGCACACACACACACACUCACACACACACACACACGUACACACACACUCACACACACACACACACACGUACACACACUCACACACACAUACACAGACACACACACGUACACACACACACACACACACACGCACAUACACACACACACACACUCACACGCGCACACACAGACACACACAUACUGCACACGCUCACGUACACACAGACACACACAUACUGCACACGCUCACAUACACACACACACACACACACACACACACACACUGCACACGCUCACAUACACUCACACACACACACACACUCACGUACACACACACACACACAGACACACACACGCACACACAGACACACACACACACACUCACACGUACACACACAGACACACACAUACUGCACACGCUCACAUACACACACACACACACAGACACAUGUACAUACACUCACACACACACACGCAUACUCUCACAUACACACAGACACUCCACAGCUACACAUGUAAGGGCGCGCACACAAGCGUGCACACAUAUGCACAAUGUAGUACACAUACACACAUACAUUACAAUUUAGACACAAAAGCAUACACAUACAUUGCAGUAUACACAAACGCACAAUCACACUGAUGCAUACAGGCAUAGAGAUUGCAGUAGACACACACACACCUCACACACACGCGCAUAUACAUUGCAGUAGACAUACAUGCGCAAACAUACACGCUCACUUUCACAUAAGCAGACACUCAUUGUCCAUAAGGCAUAAGUGCACUGGUAAGUUAUAGUAAUAGUAUCAUAUGUUAAUAAAUCGGGGCAGACUGAAAGCAGUGACUGAUAGCAUGGCUCCCUGCAGGAGUAGAGUCAGGUGCAAUCAGCCUAUAGGGGGCGCUGCCAGUCCCAGGGCAGGGUGCUGUGUGCUGCAGUGUGUGGGGCUGCCUCAGGCCUGUUUUACCCACACGAGUCUUUAUUAGCGUAGAUUUGGUGCCCACCGCGGGGCCGAGCGUGUCCAGUUCCCAAUCUUAUUUGCAAUGGCCAACUCCACUCCAUUGCCGAUUCAGGAGAGCGUAGACAACGGUUUGUGGUGCCACCAGCCGUUUCUUUUCACAUCGCUGACUACAGCUUAGCUAAGCGCAGAGUGGAGUCAGAGGAAGACCUUUUAUAUGCAGCUUUUGCAUGCAGUCCACUGGCGCCCUAUCAACCAGCAGGGGUCACAAGAUAGCGACAAAAUGCAGAUCCCAAACCGACUGAACCCCCCCCCCCCCCCAAACCUUGAGCGAUGCAAUCGGCAAUCGCCCUGUAGGGCUGCUGGGCCGCAGUCGGCACUGACACAGCCCAGAUUUUGUACGAGGCCCUGGGGCUCUACCCAGGUGAGUCUUGACUGAUCCACGUGAUGGGGGCUCAUUGGUUAUUGCCAUAGCGAUACAAACCCACUGUAUUCCCAGAGAGGCUACUCCUCUCCCUCGCUCAACUGCUUACCUGUCACUCCCAGUGCUGCCCCGCCCCAUGUGGGGGUGCGUGAAGGCAACUACUGCAGGGGCUGUAAUCUGUGUCUGUAAGGGGCGGGGCUUUUAGGAGCCAACUGCUCCAAGCUCGGAAUGUAGGGCAACCCCCACCCAUCCCCCUCCAACUCCCCGAAAAAUCACUGGUGCCCCGCCUCUCACAAACACACAGAAUCGCCCCAUAAGGGCUAUCAACUGAGGUGAACUUCCGGUACACAACGUUGCCUGGCAACAGAGGGCUGGCAGGUGGCUGCAGGGAUCCCACAGGAGGCAGCUAAGAGAAAGAGACACCGGGGGAGAGCGCCCCCUAGCAGUUGGGCUGAGAAAUAGCAUCCAUUUAAGGUGGAAUUUAAUAUAGCCUCUGACCUGCUGUUGUAUGGUCGCCAGCAGUGUGUGGCAUUGAGCUACCGCACCACCGGGCACACAGGCCUCCACCCACUCCACCCACCUCCACACCCUCCCACCUGACUCCACCAGCUCCAGCAAAAAACCAGACUCGCACACACAGAGCAUGUCUCUGUGGAAGAAAUAAUCCCUCCCCUCUCGGUCACAGCUGAGCUGUGAUUGGUCAGGAACCCUGAGGAGGGAGUGACUGAGAAGAGUGGAAGGAGGAAUGAGAGAGAAAGAGGACAGACAGAGAACGGAGGGCGUCUUACAAAAAGCACCUUCAUUGGAGACGGGGAGGAAGGACACGGGGGGGAGGAGGGAUAGAGAGGAGGAGAAAAAAAGGAUGGUGUUAAGGGGUAGACCACGCUGAGGAAUGAAAGAGGAGAGAAAAGGGUUGUGAGAGAGAGAGAGAGGACCACCUGUACCUGCUUCUCUGGACUGGAGAGGAUCUUAGGCGUAGAAAGGAGGGCGGGGCCUUGGCUGUAAGCGUACAGCACCUGUGGCCCCGCUUGCUGCUCCGGUUAACCCUUUGAAGAGUAGGCUUUUCUUCGAGUGUCAGUGUUCUAGAACUCCAUUGCAUUCAAUUAGCGGUAGUGAUUGUGACAUCAGCUUUAGAAUGUUCCGUUGAGAACAUUCUAAUCACAUGUUCGUGACCUCACAGCUUUAAGGGGUUAGAAGAGUGCCUGAUGAGGGAGUAAAACACCUGCUGCUGGGCCAUUCCAAAGAAGAGAGAGUGUAGGGAGGGCGACAGAGGAAGGGGGCGGAAACCGAAGCCUGUCGUCUAAUUGCGUGAUUGGAUGGCGGAAUGCGGAAAGAGAGAUGACAGUAAAGAAUGGCGGGGGGGGGGGGUUAGAGGGUGGGUGAGGGGGAGGGAGCACGGGCGCCAGGUCAGGCAGGAGGCCGUAGGAGGAGGAGCGGGUGGUAAACACUCGCGGGUGUGUUUUUUUAGGUAGAGCCCCUUAGAACAGAGAGCAGAGACGGUUCUGAGUAAACCCCCCCCCCCCCCCCAUCCCAUCCCCCCUCCACUGACCUGCAGGGGGCGCCCUGAAUGUAUGGACUCAUAGCAUUGCACGUGCCCGCGUACGUUCCGGUCCUUUCCAAGCGCUGUGCAAUAUCAUCAACGCAACCACCCCCCCCCCCUCCCCUUCACCCAAAAAAAUCCCCUUACCCCCCCCCCUCCCCCCAGAUCCCUGCGCUGUAGAUACUGCCUGUUUUAGAGGAAAGAAAAUGAGAGUCUGGCUUUGACUUACACACUGAAUUUCUCUCCCUCUAACCUGAAAUCCUCUUGGUUUUUUUUUUAAACAAUAUAAAUAGUAUUACCCUGUGGUUACAUGUGUUCUGUGACGUGUUUUAUUAUUAUAAUUACAAUUAUUAUGAUUAUCAUAGAUUCUUUUGUAUUGAGCAAUAAGUUGUUGUGUUCUCUGGCUCCUGUCUUGUGGGCGUGUACCCGAGCUUGCCUCCGACCACGGAGGGCGAGUCUUGCUGUAACCCUGCUUCAUUACGACGAACGUGUAAUACCGAUAUAAAUAUGCUGUCACUGUCCAUGUGUGGAGACGUACUUAGAAAUAAAGGCAUUUGUGUCAACGUC
Messenger RNA from Anguilla rostrata (American eel), 7109 nucleotides. It is a transcript of the gene ndrg4, whose product is annotated as NDRG family member 4. The record is from RefSeq and is a predicted model, not a curated record. Gene Ontology annotation, cellular component: cytoplasm. Bases 653 to 1711 code for a protein of 352 amino acids. Lineage: Eukaryota; Metazoa; Chordata; Actinopteri; Anguilliformes; Anguillidae. The transcript is spliced from 15 exons. Gene Ontology annotation, biological process: positive regulation of ERK1 and ERK2 cascade; signal transduction.